This is a messenger RNA of Styela clava, 3392 nucleotides long. RefSeq lists its product as uncharacterized. The record is from RefSeq and is a predicted model, not a curated record. NCBI's taxonomy places the organism in Eukaryota, Metazoa, Chordata, Ascidiacea, Stolidobranchia, Styelidae.
AUGGCUAGUUUUGAGGUUUGUAAUUGAAAAUAAUCUUGACGUAGGCAUUAUUAUUUAGUUUUUCACAAAGGCAGAGGCGGACACCGUUGUUGUCUACGAAUAAUUUCAGUUUCUAAACUUUAAAAUGUAAAUAUAAAGCAAUGUCGAGUAUACAAUACAUACUAAAAUGUGAAGCCCUUGAUCCAAGCUAGCCUGUUAUGUUUUAUGUCAGCUCCAUAGAGGUUUCAGUCGCAUCAUCUUUAUAUUCCAGUAAAUUUAGUUUCCAGUAAAAUCAGUGGAAACACUGAGAUUCGACUAACCAGAAAGGAAAAAGAUUGGUGAAUAUUCUUAAGUAGCCUAUUCUAACGAUAGUUAAGCCUAGGCUAUACCGGGUCAUUUUUCUAGUUGAAUGCCAGUAUAUUUCUAUAUUUUACAUUAAAGCGCGUUUUGAGUAGUAAAGUCACUUAAGAACAAAAUAAGUUGAAGCAAAUAAGGAAAUGAGAUCACUACGAGCACGAGAAGCUAUUCUCAUAGCCUGUGCUUUCGUGGCAUACUGUAUGGUUGAAUCGCAGUUGUCAUUGAAUGGAUCACCAUGUCAACGGUCAUCUCUUGAUUUGUAUUUUGAAAAUGACGUUACACUGGAAUUUGAAAAGUUUGGAUUUGAUUGUGCGGGAAAUAAGUCACAAACUGAAGAAUGUAAAAAUGCAACUCCGAAAAAUAGUACCAGAGCUAUUGUGAACGGGAAAGUCUUCAGCCUGGAAACCGACAAAGAAAAGUUCAUCCCAACGUUAGAUGAAGAAGCACCAGAGCAAGAAAAAGCUGUCGGCAAUUUAGGACCAAAAUUAAAGACUCUGACUUUGAUGGAAGACCAACAAGGCUCGGUUCUACACAUGCUGAAUUGUGAGGAAAUUGAGCGACUCUUCAGUCCUGAUUCUCCCGAUGAGUUUCAUAGCCAAGAUGGAAUCGAAACUUCAAUUGUAUCAUACACUGGCUAUAUAGAACAUCCAGUUCUAGGACGCACACCUUGUAUUUUAAAGAAGGUUAAUAAGGAAGUAAAUGACGGGAUACCACACCGCACUCUAACUAAUGAAUUUGAAAAAAGAAAAAUUUUAGGAGGAAAUACCAAAGUUACAAAGAGAUUGUUGGGAGAAUGUGAUAACGAAGAGUCGUUGAGUAUUUUAGUGGAAAGAGAUCUGGAAUCCACUACAUUAUGUGAUGAUGAGCAGGUAGGAACUUAUGCAAACUCAAAAUGUAUAAGAAACGAAAAGUUAAGAGCUCGCAUUGAAGCAAGUGAAGACAAAACAAGAUCUGCAUUCGGAUUUAUAAAGGAAAUAUUAUGCGUGUUCGCAGAAAUAGAAAGGAAGAAAUUUUUUAUGCAAGAUAUAAAUGGAAAACAUAUUUCAUUUUCUUCCAAUUUUUCUGUUCAUAUCAAUAACAUUGAUAUUUUGUCUCAUCAUGGGUCUCGUAACAUCCUUUCUGGAAGCACAUGCAAAUACGACGAUAAUUGUCCGGCACCUACAAGUCUUUUGUGGGUGAAUGGGUCGGCAAAUAGAGUGGUGUAUGAAAAAUGUAAUGAUCCACUACCGCUAUGUACAGAUAGAAGUUGUUCGGGGUAUAACGCUACUCUUCAUAUGUGUGGAAUAACAAGAUGGAUUCUUCAACCUUUGUAUGAAUAUUUUCAUCGAAUACAAGACAGAUCUAGGAUGACACAAAUAAUGAUGUCAAGUAUGAAUAGUUGGCCUUUUCUUCGUCGUACUGCGAUGGAAGCUUGCAGCAGGGCGACAAUGUAUUUAAUCUUAUACGACAAAGAUAUGAAAGCGAUGAAUCAACCAGUGAACAAUAAGAAAAAAAGUUUUCAUGUUGGACCAAGAAAGCCAAAACCGAAAUAGUGAAAGCGAAGAAAUUGUAAUGAUCAAUCGAUGAAUUUGCGGCUUGGUCUGAACCAGUGAAUGGUGUUUUGUCCAGUCUGAAUUAUGUCCAUGCGUUAUUCAAGUAAUGCAAAAUCUUCAGUCACUUAGAUAAUUUUUUUGAACUCAGCCAAGGUGAAAAAAUGAUGGUGAUGACACAAAAUACGUCAACUCAGAAAAGUCGCCAAAAUUUCAAAUGAAGUUCAAUCGGGCGACACUUAUGCGUGUUAGGGUAAGAGGGAAUAGAAAAGACGCACAUAUUCUCAGGACCAAUGUGGGUACACUCAUAGUAUGUGAACCAGGCUAGGGUUAGGCCAUAAUUUUAGUGGUAAUCACUCCCUUUGCACAACUUGAUGCAAAGUAGGCGAACAAAAUUAGUUACCUCCCUAUUGGUACACAUACUUCUGGAGUGCCCCAAAAGGCCAAAGUGCAUUUAUUCACCGAUGACAGCCGUCAAUACAGUGCUGUAACUAUAGCGACGUGAACCGAAACAUGGCAAAAAUAUCAACUUGAAAAAUAAAAUUACCAUAGAUUUGUGUGAGAUCUACUCCCCCGUUUCCACUCAUAAUCAAAGAAACCCCUCUGAGUGAAGUUGCGCACAACGGCUAAAAUAUCAAAGGAGGAAUUGAAACAAUAAAAAUUUCCGAUGGUGCAUAUCUACAAACCACUGCCAAAAUAUAUUACAUUCGAGUAUAUUCCGAUACGUCCUUACAGAUUAACCGGAGCGCCCGACAAUACGCAAAUUUUUUUUUUUUAUUAUUCCAUCAGCAUAUUUGCGAUGUGCGACCGUAGUGAUCCAAUUUUGCUUUAGAAAACACCAUAAGAAUAGGCAUCUGUUCAGAAUGACCCACCCAUCACAAUUUAAAUAAAACAGUAAAGCAAAUCUAUUUUUACGAGUUUAAAAUUGGCACAAAUAAUGUUGCAUAAAAAACAAGUCGUAAAAUGCACCAGUGAUAAUAAUAAAAGACUGUGGAACGCAAAAUAAUUUACCAAAACAAAUUAAUCAGAUGUCCGUGUGCUUGAUUUUAUAGGAUUUAAAUAAAGCCACUGUGAAGAGAAAUAAAUUAAUUUGGUUUACAUGAAUGCAAUUUACAGACGGGCCUCCCUUGGCUCCCAACGCUUAUUUUAGGGGUAGCUCAUUGAAUUUAUCUAAUAUGAAUCUCAUAAUUUCCAUCUCUAUAAAUAACAGGCCCCGAGCAAUUGAUUCGCCCAGGGCUUAUUAAUAUUAAAAAUCGUGCCCGCUUGAUCAGAUUAAGGGAUAAUUGAUUUACCAAUUGCAUUUCCUCAGAGUACUAUAGCUUAGGCUUUGUUGGCAUAGUGUGAUAAACGACACCAAAAAUAAUUUUGGAAUAUAUCUAUGCAAUAUACAUCAAUCACAAAUUCGUUUCAAAUAAUGCUGGGGAAGUUUACGAAAAUAUGAUGUGUAACACCUUUUGUCUAGUGAUUGAACAUUUUUUAUUCAUUGCACUGAGGUUUUAAGUAUCAAAUAAAAAUUUUAUUUACGAA